AGGCUAGCGUUCGCGGGGAGACCACAGAGUUGGCUCUGCGUUCGAUGAAGCAAGAGUGAAUUCAUCGGAAGCCAUAGUGUAGCCAGUCCCUUCCCUCGUAUAAAAGGAUAGGCAAUUGGUAGCGGCUCACUGUCCAAGCAUGAAGGUUCCGGUGUUGGUCGUGGCCUUCGGCCUCAUUUGCCUGACGGUUACUGAAGCUGACGAAGAGACCGCACAAGGCCACGAGGACCACAAGCCGUGCGGCAUCCACGAAGAGUUCAAAGAGUGCCAGAGCAGCAGCUGCGCUGAGUGGCGGUGCGGGGAAGUGCGCGGCACCGUUAGGCCCUGCACGGCAGACUGCCGCAACGACUGCUUCUGCUCGGACGAGUACAACCGACAUCCGAACGGCACCUGCGUCCCGCAAGACCAGUGCCCGCCUUCGGCUGUCGAUCAGUCGGAAGGACCUCGUGAUGGUGACAGCGGCGUGCCGGUGUUCAAGUUCCCACCCGAUCCCGAAGAUUGCGGUACCAACGAGGUGUGGAAGCAGUGCGUAAGCAGCACGUGUGCCGAGACGACUUGCAAGAAGCGCAUCGUGGGCCCCGGAUGCACGUACGACUGCCGCUACGGCUGCUACUGUGCCGAUGGAUUCUAUCGUAACGCAGAAGGGAACUGCGUCACGGUCGACCAGUGCCCGCCUGCCGAACAAGAUCUCGGCCUAAGUCAACCGUGCGGAACCAACGAGGAGUGGAAGGUGUGCGUGAGCAGCUCGUGCGCCGAGACCACCUGUGAGAAGAGGACCAUCGGCCCGGCCUGCACGGCCGACUGCCAGCGAGGCUGCUACUGUUCCGACGGGUUCCACCGCAACGCUGAGGGAGCUUGCGUCACCGAGGACCAGUGCCCGACGGUGUAACGAAUCGAUUGCGAUACACUCAUCGGUAAGAAGAAAUGUGGUGUCCCUUCGAAAGCACAGUAUGACCUGACCUUAGUGGACAACUAGACCUUGGAAAAACAAAGAAUGGUUACGCAACCAAUAAAUGUGUGAAAUCGCA
Rhipicephalus sanguineus (brown dog tick) is the source of this 1028-nucleotide messenger RNA. RefSeq names its product mucin-6. NCBI's taxonomy places the organism in Eukaryota, Metazoa, Arthropoda, Arachnida, Ixodida, Ixodidae. Bases 140 to 889 code for a protein of 249 amino acids. The record is from RefSeq and is a predicted model, not a curated record. The transcript is spliced from 5 exons.